Molecule: messenger RNA, 747 nt
Organism: Cooperia oncophora
Lineage: Eukaryota; Metazoa; Nematoda; Chromadorea; Rhabditida; Trichostrongylidae
Source: the annotation of a GenBank genome assembly
UUGCCUACGUCUCCAUUGCGUACACCUUCAUUUUGGAUUUGGUUCUGCCUGGGUAUUGGAUGUAACCUGCUAUGCCUUGGAUUGAAUGCACUGUUCAGCUUAGUUAUCAUAAUGGGAAGGCAACAAACUUUCAAGAACUCCUUCUAUGCAAUAGUCAUCGUUUUCUCCUUGACAGUUGUAACGAGCAAUUUCUGUAAACUCGCCUAUGAACUCGUUAUCGUCCUCGCUCGAGUACAUUUGAGAGGCUUCAGCUGUUUCUCGACGAUUAUGGAUCUUGCCGUCUCGCACUUUUGUCCACUACUCAUAUUUUUACUGGGGUUCAAUCGUUUUGCUGCCUUCUCUUCGCCAUACCUCUGUAAUCGACUUAUGGAAAGGAGGCCUCUGCAGUGUAUUCUUUUUGGGCUUCUUGUAUUUUCUGUUCUACACGCGAUUCUGAUUUACAAGAUUAGUGGGUUGCAAAGAGCUUUCGAGCAAGAUGCAGUGGUCGACUAUGCUGACGAACUUGUGAUCGUUCAGGUGUCAAACUACAUAUUUCACGCUCUUCCGCUCGUUUCGUCGCUUUUCUACCUUAUCGCCUACAGAUCGCUACGUUUCAAAAGGGAGGAUGCUAUCAGCAACAAAACGAAAACCCUUCUUGACAGCGUCGAACGAUGCACAUUGAACCAGGGAAUAUGGAUCCUCGUUGUAUAUCUAGUACGUUUAAUAUACGCCUCAGAACACAGGAGCUCCUCCUUCACUUAUGAAUAA